GCUGGAUUCGAGUGACAUUCGAUGGGUCGUCGGGUUGAUUUGAUCCUGCCAAUCUAAAUUGCUUGCAGUAAUAGUAUAACACCAGCUUUGCUAAUCUCGAGGUUAACAUCUCUCUCCAAUCUGGAAACCGUGCUCGGAAGACCAGCCUCGAAAAGAGCUCGACAAGCACCCCCCGCUCGACCCUCACCCGAAAGUCGACCGACUUCUAGCUCUUUCACCUCUUUCGAGCAACUGCAUCAGAAAUGUGUGGUAUCGCAGGAAUCUUGUUGCACGACCCGGUAGCUACCGAGGGGACUUUGGCUGGGACGGAGAUCGUCGAAGCCCUGUCCCUCCUGCAACACAGAGGCCAAGACGCCGCCGGUGUCGUCACGUGCGGAUCCGGCGGUCGGUUUUACCAAGUGAAAUCUAACGGGAUGGUCAGGGACGUCUUUGAUACCAAAGCUGUCGCUGGUUUGAAGGGGUGGAUGGGAGUCGGGCAUGUGAGGUACCCUACGGCGGGGUCGUCGGCGCAUUCGGAAGCACAGCCGUUCUACGUCAACAGUCCUUACGGGAUCGUCUUUGCCCACAACGGAAACCUGAUCAACACCUCGGAGCUCCGUCAAUUCUUGGAUGCCGAUGCGCACAGGCACAUCAACACGGAUUCGGACUCGGAGAUGUUCUUGAACAUUCUCGCCAACAACCUGCAACAGACUGGCAAGUUCCGAAUCAACGAAGAGGACGUGUUUACUGCCAUCGGAGACCUGAUGGAGACCUGCAAAGGAGCCUAUGCCUGUCUGGGCAUGCUCGCUGGUUUCGGUCUCAUCGGGUUCAGAGACCCCAACGGGAUCCGACCUUUGGGCGUGGCCACCCGACCUUCGGCCACGAAACCCUCGGGCAAGGACUACCUCUUGGCUUCGGAAUCGGUCGUCGCCGACGCUCUCGGAUUCUCCGACUGGCAAGACGUUCAACCCGGUGAAGCCAUCAUCAUCACGCGGACCGGGUUCAGCAAGCGGACCGUGGCCAAGCCGGCCACUUUCUCCCCCGACAUCUUCGAGUACGUCUACUUUGCUCGACCCGACAGCACGAUGGAUGGGAUCAGCGUGUACCGUAGCCGAAUGGCCAUGGGGGACGCUUUGGCCAAAGAGGCCCGUAAAGUCCUCACUGCCAAGGGGCUCGAAAUCGACGUCGUCAUCCCCGUACCCGAUACCUCUCGUGUGGCCGCCCUCCAGUUGGCGCAGAACAUGGGGAUCCCGUACAGAGAGGGUUUCAUCAAGAACAGGUACAUCGGGAGGACGUUCAUCAUGCCCGGACAGGCGGUCAGGAGGAAGAAUGUGCGGAGAAAGUUGAACGCGAUGCCGCUCGAAUUUGCGGGCAAGAACGUCAUGCUCGUCGACGACUCGAUCGUCCGAGGUACGACGUCCCAAGAGAUCGUCCAGAUGGCCAAGGACGUCGGCGCCAAGUCGGUCGUCUUUGCCUCGUGCGCCCCUCCUAUCCGUCACUGCAACGUCUACGGUAUCGACAUGCCCUCCCGUCACGAACUUGUCGCUCACGACCGUGACGAGGACGAGAUCGCUCGCGUGAUCGGCGCCGACCUGGUCAUCUACCAGACUCUGGACGACCUGGUGGAAUCGUGUCGACAGUUCAACCCCAAGAUUCCCCAGUUCGACUGUUCGGUCUUUACCGGAGAGUACGUUACGGGCGGGAUCAACGAUGCGUACUUGGACAAUGUGGAAAAGCUGAGGAACGACAAGGCCAAGGCGAAGAAGGGGUCGACGUGGCAGGCCGAGGCCGAGCAGGAGAACUUUGGAUGCAGUGGACCGAUGAACGGCGCCGACGCGAUCAUGGGACUGGCCAACCAUUCUCCCAAGCUCGGGCCGAUCAACGAUUACUUGCCGGCAAACGACGAGGUCGGGCUGCACAACUCGCGGUUCGACGCCUAGGCGUGGGCAAUCAUAGCUUGCAGGAGGAAGAGGGGAAAGAGGAGGAGAGGACGCUGCGAUACUGCGACGCACCAUAGGAUGGGACUGCUUUGAGGGGAAAGGUAUUCAGGGUCGAACUUUAUACAAACACAAAUCACAAAAUCGCCUGCUUGGCACGGCAAGACCCCGCGGUAGCAUCUUGCCGUUUCUUCAUCGCCUGCAUACACAGGCAACGUUCGGUUGUAUGAUUUACGAUUGAUGAUAUAGAUACAUGAUCUCUUGGUCGUCUAAGGGAAAGAG
This is a messenger RNA of Filobasidium floriforme, 2198 nucleotides long. RefSeq names its product putative amidophosphoribosyltransferase. Gene Ontology annotation, biological process: purine nucleobase biosynthetic process; purine nucleotide biosynthetic process. NCBI's taxonomy places the organism in Eukaryota, Fungi, Basidiomycota, Tremellomycetes, Filobasidiales, Filobasidiaceae. The transcript has 7 exons. Gene Ontology annotation, cellular component: cytoplasm. The record is from RefSeq and is a predicted model, not a curated record. Bases 243 to 1919 code for a protein of 558 amino acids. Gene Ontology annotation, molecular function: amidophosphoribosyltransferase activity.